AUGGAUACAUUCUCUCGGCCAGCCAAUGAGCGCGCUGCGGAAGGGGCUGUUGCCGUGGGGACGGGCCGGCUGGAACAGGUGCAUUUAGGGCGCGCGGGAGCCUGGCGGGCUGUCCUCACCAGCGGCGAGGCUUGGGAGCUCGCGCAGGCUCGGCGACAGGUCACGUUGCACAGAGAGCCCCGACGGGGGGAAGCCUCUGUCCCACCCCGGCAACCCCCUCCCCUGUGGGUCGCCGGGCACUUGCGGAGCACCAGCCGCGCCUGCGCGGUGCGCUCCUUGCCUAGCACCCCGCCACCCCCACCUCCUGGCUCAGCUGGUGCGGGGUGUCGGGCGACCGUGUGGAGCCAAACGCUCGACUCUGGGGUUCCGUCACGGCCUGGGAUGGGUGAGGGUCGAGGAGGAGUGCCUGCCGAGACCCCCGACUCGCAAGAAGGGCUGGGAGUCGCAGAGAACGUCUCCACGGCUCUGCAGGGCCCGCAGAUGCUAAAGUCAUUGAAGGAAGAACCAUGUCUUACUCAUUUUUGUAUGGCCUGGCCUCCCACAGAUACACACGAUUCUAAGCUGCUCACACGCGGCAGAGUGUGCGUAUGCUCUCCUGGUGUGGGAACGGUGAGUGUGCUAAUUCAUGGUUUGGAGGCGAGAGAAGGUACGAGGUAGAGCUGGAAGACGGUGAGCUACAAAUAGUGUGAGCCACCUCCACACCUCGUGCUGCAGAACUACACCACUUCUUUCCCUGCCAAAGGGGAGCCAUGGUGCUACAGUAGCCUGAGGACAGAGAGGCUUGUUUUUUCUUUGGAGAAGGACUCUUCCCUGAUAGGAGAAAUGACUAUCAAUCAUGGUGCCUCCCCUUAACCUGGCCAAGGGGAGGAUGCAUACAUGAUUGAAAGCAGGUCUAUCAGAUGCUCUUGACCUGGAAUUCUGAUGUCAAGAGAAAAGGCACAAAAACUCGAAUGGUCCCAGAUCAUUUACUCUGGUAACAGCGGCCAAAGAAAACUGCAUUAUUCCGAACACCGGAAUUCCCAGAGCUUCCCUGACACUUUUAUGAAGAAGAUCCUCAGCUUCUCCUGUU
Messenger RNA from Callorhinus ursinus (northern fur seal), 1069 nucleotides. The record is from RefSeq and is a predicted model, not a curated record. NCBI's taxonomy places the organism in Eukaryota, Metazoa, Chordata, Mammalia, Carnivora, Otariidae.